AUGUGGAUGUUGCGGAUGGAAAAACACCCCGGAGAAGACAAGACAUGCGAGCUGGAGCAACUCAGCGGUGCCAGGCCAGGUGUGCGUGUCCGUCGGUCCUUCUGUGCCUGCGCCGGAGACCUGCGGAGGAUGUCCGGGCCCGUCCCUGUGCCCGGCACCAUGAAGCAGGCAUCCGCAGCCCAGGACACCUCACCUGCCUCGCCGCCCGCCUCCCCGCCCGCGCAGCCCCCGGUGCUGUGGAUUUUCGGGUACGGCUCCCUGGUGUGGAGGCCCGACUUCGCCUGUAGCGACAGCCACGUGGGCUUCGUGCGCGGCUACAGCCGCCGGUCCUGUCAGGGAGACACCUUCCAUCGGGGCAGCGACAAGAUGCCUGGCCGAGUGGUGACCCUUCUGGAAGACCAUGAGGGCUGCACUUGGGGCGUGGCAUACCAGGUGCGAGACGAACAGGUGAGCGAGGCUCUGAAGUAUCUGCAUGUGCGGGAAGCAGAGCUCGGUGGCUAUGAUACCAAGGAGGUCACCUUCUGCCCCCAAGAUACCCCUGACCAACCACUCAAGGCAUUGGCCUAUGUGGCCACCCCACAGAACCCUGGGUACUUGGGCCCUGCACUGGAGGGGGCCAUUGCUACACAGAUCCUGGCCUGCCAGGGCUUCUCCGGCCACAACCUUGAGUACUUGCUGCGCCUGGCAGACUUCAUGCAGCUCUGUGGGCCCCAGGCACGGGACGAGCACCUGGCAGCCAUCGUGGAUGCUGUGGGCACCAUGCUGCCCUGCUUCUGCCCCACCAAGCAGGCGUUGGGACUGGUGUGAGGGGCUGAGCCCUGCAGGGAGUGCCCACAUGGACAUGGGGGCCAGGUGCCCACGCCUGUGCACACAGACAGACUUGGUACAGCUGGAGCCCACUCAGGGGACUCAGUGGGCAGCGAGGGCCCCUCUCCCCAAGCCCCUGCCUGUCCAUCAGUCUCCAGCUCUCUCCUGCCUGACAUUGACUUACUACUUGAAACUAUUUAUUGCACCAUGUUGGUGUGAUGGGCGGAGUGGGGGGCCUGCCCUGGACACAUGGGCCCUGCUGAGCGGUGUCCCGUCCCUGAUUCCCCUCAGUGCUGCUGCUAACCCCACACCAUCCAGACCUCCCCCUCCCCCUCCAACUCCCUAAUCCCCAAACCAUUCCCUGGCCCCAGAAAUACCACCCGCUGUUAAGGGACACGAGGGAGUGAGGGGAUGGGGCCCUAAAGGAACUGAGGCCUCUUUCAGCCUGUUCAUCCCCCAGGCCCCCAGGGCAAAGCUAGAUAUGGAGCUGGGCCUGAUCUCUCACCCACUUGGCUUUGUUCUCCUGUCCUGUCUGUCUGUCUGUGCAGUCCUAUCUGUCUGUCUGUUUAUUCCUGGGAAAUUGAUCACUAGGCCCUGGUGCCAUCCCAUCUGUCCCUUACUAUUACCCACAAACUGAUGUCUUAUUA
Myotis davidii is the source of this 1454-nucleotide messenger RNA. RefSeq names its product glutathione-specific gamma-glutamylcyclotransferase 1-like. Gene Ontology annotation, biological process: glutathione catabolic process. The record is from RefSeq and is a predicted model, not a curated record. Gene Ontology annotation, molecular function: gamma-glutamylcyclotransferase activity; glutathione specific gamma-glutamylcyclotransferase activity. Gene Ontology annotation, cellular component: cytoplasm. Lineage: Eukaryota; Metazoa; Chordata; Mammalia; Chiroptera; Vespertilionidae.